This is a messenger RNA of Telopea speciosissima, 1912 nucleotides long. Its product is annotated as synaptotagmin-2-like. The record is from RefSeq and is a predicted model, not a curated record. The transcript is spliced from 12 exons. Gene Ontology annotation, molecular function: lipid binding. Lineage: Eukaryota; Viridiplantae; Streptophyta; Magnoliopsida; Proteales; Proteaceae. Bases 221 to 1834 code for a protein of 537 amino acids. Gene Ontology annotation, cellular component: endoplasmic reticulum.
UUUUCUUUCUGACCUCUAUUUUCAUUAGUUUUCGGGGUUUCUGCUGCUGGAGUAAAGCUGCUCUUGGGUAGAACUUGAGAGUAUUGGAGAUGGGUUUUAGAGAAUUUUUUACUGUUUUGGUUUUGUUGGGAGACGUUAGGUGAUGCAGAUUGUGGGGGAAGGAAAAGGGGGUUUCUGUUUGAUUAUUCCUUUAUUCUACUCUCUUUGAAGCAGAUUGGAGAUGGGUUUCGUCAGUACUACAUUUGAGUUUUUCGGUUUUGGUGUGGGAAUUACCUUUGGACUUGUAAUUGGCUAUUUUUUCUUCGUCUACUUCCAACCAAGUGAUUUCAAGUAUCCUGCAAUUCGUCCAUUGGUAGAGCAAGACUCAGAAACCUUGCAGCGAUUGCUUUCUGAGAUACCUCUCUGGGUGAAAAAUCCAGAUUAUGAUCGUGUUGACUGGCUAAAUAAGUUCAUAGAACAUAUAUGGCCUUAUUUGGAGAAGGCAAUCUGCAAGACUGUAAAGAAUAUUGCCAAGCCCAUCAUUGCUGAGGAAAUUCCAAAAUACAAAAUCAAGUCAGUUGAAAUUCAAACACUUACAUUAGGCUCCUUACCACCAACUUUUCAAGGCAUGAAGGUCUACGAUACUGAUGAGAAAGAAUUAAUUAUGGAACCAUCCCUAAAGUGGGCAGGCAAUCCUAAUGUCAGUGUUGCUGUUAAAUCAUUUGGAUUGAAAGCAACUGUUCAGGUGGUGGAUUUACAAAUCUUUGCCUUACCACGUAUCACCCUGAAGCCAUUGGUUCCAAGCUUUCCUUGUUUUGCCAAAAUUUUUGUCUCUCUCAUGGAGAAGCCACAUGUUGAUUUUGGACUGAAGUUAGUGGGGGCAGAUCUUAUGUCAAUUCCUGGCUUGUACAGAUUUGUCCAGGAGCGAAUCAAGGAUCAGGUUGCGAAUAUAUAUCUAUGGCCAAAAACCCUAGAAGUACCAAUUUUGGAUCCCACAAAAGCUCUGAAGAGGCCUGUUGGAAUUCUCCAUGUGAAGGUUCUGCGGGCUAUGAAUCUGAAAAAGAAAGACCUUCUUGGAGCAUCAGAUCCAUAUGUCAAACUGAAGCUCUCUGACACUAAGCUUCCAUCAAAGAAGACAACAGUGAAGCAUAAAAACUUGAACCCUGAAUGGAACGAGGAAUUUAAUUUGGUUGUUAAAGACCCAGAAUCUCAAGUUUUAGAAUUGCAUGUUUAUGAUUGGGAGCAGGUUGGCAAACAUGAUAAGAUGGGUAUGAAUGUUAUUCCUAUAAAGGAUCUUACUCCUGAUGAGCCGAAAGUUUUGACUCUUGAUCUUCUUAAAAACAUGGACCCUGAUGAUGUCCAAAACGAGAAGUCACGAGGGGAGCUUGUUGUUGAAGUUACAUAUAAGCCUUUUAAAGAGGAGGAUAUGCCCAAAGAUUUUGAAGAGUCCAACGCAAUACAGAAAGCCCCUGAAGGAACACCUGCUGGUGGAGGUGUGCUUGUGGUUAUUGUCCAUGAGGCUGAAGAUCUUGAAGGAAAGUACCACACAAAUCCUUAUGUAAAGAUCCUUUUGAAGGGAGAGGAAAAGAAAACUAAGCGUGUGAAGAAAUGCAGAGAUCCGAAAUGGGAAGAAGAGUUCACGUUUACACUCGAGGAACCACCAAUUAAUGAUAAAUUACAUCUGGAAGUAAUCAGCACCUCAUCAAGAAAAUUACUUCAUCCUAAGGAAACUCUUGGCUAUGUGGACAUUGGCCUUGCAGAUGUUGUCAGCAACAAACGGAUCAAUGGGAAAUAUCACCUCAUUGAUUCAAGGAAUGGAAAAAUCCACAUUGAACUGCAAUGGAGAACAUCCUAAGGUUACUACUUACUCUCUCUGACCCAGACAUUGGUGAGUUUGGCCCUGUGUAGAAAUGGAAGAAACGUUUCAUUACUU